This is a messenger RNA of Mus pahari (shrew mouse), 4682 nucleotides long. It is a transcript of the gene Manea, whose product is annotated as mannosidase endo-alpha. The record is from RefSeq and is a predicted model, not a curated record. Gene Ontology annotation, molecular function: alpha-mannosidase activity. The transcript has 5 exons. Gene Ontology annotation, cellular component: Golgi apparatus. Lineage: Eukaryota; Metazoa; Chordata; Mammalia; Rodentia; Muridae. The coding region runs from base 303 to 1691 and encodes 462 amino acids.
AGAGCUGUCAGCCCUGGCAGAAUUGGCAGUUCUUUCUCUUAUCCUGCGGGUCCACGCGGAGGCAAGGUCUGGGACCCCGGUGAGCAAUCGCGAGGUCCUGGAGCUGAGGCCCACAGGGACUCCGCAGCUGACCCCUGCGCGCUCGCCCGUCAGCCAAUCGUAGUCCGCCUGCCUGCGACGUCCUUUGACCCCCGCGCCCCGGGCCUCCUGGAAUCCAGUCCUGCUCAGCCCAGCAGCCCGGUUCCGUGCCGGUCCCGCCGCUAGAAAAACAUUUACUAGUUUGGAGUUUAAAGUAUGUCAUCAUGGCAAAAUUUCGAAGAAGGACCUGCAUCCUUUUGUCACUUUUUAUUCUAUUUAUUUUUUCUCUGAUGAUGGGCUUAAAGAUGCUGUGGCCAAAUGCAGCAUCCUUUGGACCUCCUUUUGGACUUGACCUCCUUCCAGAACUUCAUCCACUAAAUGCCCACUCGGGAAACAAAGCUGACUUCCAAAGGAGUGAUAGAAUCAAAAUGGAAAUAAAUACCAAGGAUUUAAAAGGUGCCGGCAUGACUCUGCUGCCAGCCAAAGCCUCUGAGGUGAACACAGAAGAACUACCUCCUCUGAAUUAUUUUUUACAUGCAUUUUACUACAGCUGGUAUGGAAAUCCACAGUUUGAUGGUAAAUAUGUACACUGGAAUCAUCCGGUCCUGGAACAUUGGGACCCUAGAAUAGCCAAGAACUAUCCACAAGGACAACAUAGUCCUCCAGACGACAUUGGCUCCAGUUUUUAUCCUGAGUUAGGAAGCUACAGCUCUCGAGACCCUUCUGUCAUAGAAACUCACAUGAAACAAAUGCGCUCAGCCUCAAUUGGAGUUCUGGCCCUGUCUUGGUACCCACCUGAUUCAAGUGAUGAGAAUGGAGAAGCUACUGAUCACUUAGUACCAACUAUUUUGGAUAAAGCUCAUAAAUAUAAUCUGAAGGUCACUUUUCACAUAGAGCCAUAUAGCAAUCGAGAUGAUCAAAACAUGCAUCAAAAUGUCAAGUAUAUUAUAGACAAGUAUGGAAACCAUCCAGCCUUCUAUAGAUACAAGACCAGGACUGGGCAUUCUCUGCCCAUGUUUUAUGUCUAUGAUUCUUACAUCACAAAGCCUUCAAUAUGGGCCAAUCUAUUAACACCCUCCGGAUCUCAGAGCGUUCGCAAUUCGCCUUAUGAUGGAUUGUUUAUUGCACUUCUAGUAGAAGAAAAGCAUAAAAAUGAUAUUCUUCAAAGUGGUUUUGAUGGAAUUUACACAUAUUUCGCCACUAAUGGCUUUACAUAUGGCUCAUCUCAUCAGAAUUGGAAUAACCUGAAAUCAUUUUGUGAAAAGAACAACUUGAUAUUUAUCCCCAGUGUAGGCCCAGGAUACAUAGAUACAAGCAUCCGACCAUGGAACACCCAGAAUACCCGGAACAGAGUCAAUGGGAAGUAUUAUGAGGUUGGUCUAAGUGCUGCCCUCCAGAGCCACCCCAGCUUAAUUUCCAUCACCUCUUUCAAUGAGUGGCAUGAAGGGACUCAAAUUGAAAAGGCUGUCCCCAAAAGAACUGCUAACACAGUAUACCUGGAUUACCGGCCUCAUAAGCCAAGUCUUUAUCUAGAACUAACUCGAAAGUGGUCUGAAAAAUUCAGUAAGGAAAGAAUGACAUAUGCAUUGGAUCAACAGCAGCCUACUUCAUAAUGUAUCACUUACAGUUUAUCACGUCUACUAGCUUAGGUCAAUGCGCUGUUUUGAGUUAUGGAAAGAAAACUCAAAAUCAAUCUGUGUUUGCAUUUGUAACCUUUAUUAGUUAUUUCAUUUUUACGUUUUAAAGAUUCAUUUUCCUACAAUGGAUAAUACCGUACAGAGAAAACAUCUGACAAGACAGAUUGUGUCUGUAACAUUCCUGAUGAUGUAGUUUUCUGAAUGUCUAACUACAUUGAAAUCUUAAUGGGAUAGCCUUUUAGUUUUUUGUUUCAUAGUAGAAAAAAAUGAGUAUAUUACCAUCACGAAAGCAGCUAACGUUCAAGUAAGUCAUACUUAUAUUCUGGGUCCAAAGACAUAGAAGUAUGUACAUGCUAGGUCCAUCUGGGAACAAAAGUUCAAGCCUAAGAACAGUAAGCAGAUGUGCUUCAUUUCUGGUCUCUUCAGUGACGUUUCUUAAUAUUCAGAUUCUGGCUGGCUUCCCCUGGUGAUCUAACUCACUUCUCAAGUUUCUUAUGAACACAAACUUGUUUAAGUAACAAGCUAUUUUAUUACAUUUCUCUAUUUCUGUUAGCUAUGUUCUGUUCUCAAAUGGUUUUGUGCAAAGCAUCCAUCAGUGUCAUCAUUUGAAGACUUGGGUGACUGUGGUGCUAAGUACUGUUGUGUGUUUAAUGUCCUGCCUGGUUUGUCCUGCUGAAUUAAAGACUAGACACAAUAGGUAGUUUAAUAAAUGUUAAUGACUGCUCUUAUCUAUGAGGAAAACCAUUGUUUGUCAGUGGUUAAAAUAAAUGUUCACCAGAAACUACUGAACUGACUGAGAAAGAAUAACAUUAAUACUCAGAAGUGUUUUCCUUUUAAUAUUUUCAUUUAAUUUUACUAUGACAGAAAAUUUGCUUAUCACUUCAAAACUAGAGAUAAAUAUUUUUAAAGUAACAUAUUUUUCAGUUAUGUCCUCAUUUUUUAAUAUCUUACACUUUUACAGUGGCUAUUGGUUUAAAAGAAACUUAGUGAUCCAAAUUGAAAAGUUCUAUGCUAAAAAUAAAUUUUUAUAAAAGUGAAAAUAGGAGAAAUUGACUGAAUUCAAUAUUUAUAAUUAAAGUAGAAAANCCAGCCAGUCUACAUAAUUUUACACAACUGUUAUUUCUUAGUACUACAGAGAGGAUCAGUUGAGUAACCCUAACAAAUAUUGCAUGCCAGUCUUCGUAGCAUAAAGACAUUUAGAAACACGUAAGUUCUGGAAUGUAUUUUAAAAUUCACAGCAGAGAGGAAACAGUUGUAGGGUAAGAGUGACCGCUAUGUGAGGAAAGUUCUUGCUGUGCAAGCAUGAGGACCUGAGUCUGAACACCUAGAACUCACACAGACAUGAGCUCAGGAGCAUACAUGUUCUAUUCCACAGCUCCUCCAGGGAGCGAGAGAAAAUGUCGACAGCACAGAGCCCAGAAGUUUGUGAGCCAGUUAGCAUGCUGUACACAGCAGCAAAUAAGACAUCUGUCUCAAACAUGGUGGGAAGCAAAGGUUGGCAGGCAAGGUAGCUCUGACAGUCAGACCCACCUCAUGUCAUCCUCAGUCUCGUCUUACUCUGAAAUGUUUGAAGAUACUUACACACAGAGCUUUUUUAAAACUCAUGUUUAAAAUAAUUCUUAUGAUAAAAUCUUUUUCAGGAGAUAUACUAACCUUAUUAAAUUAAAAAUUUCUAUUUAUCAGAAUGUUAUUGGGCCAUAAGAAUUAUGAGAAUAAUAGUCUGAUUUUUCCAAUAAAUUGUAAGAAUAAUUUAGUAUAGUAGUAUUUUAAUAUUAUACAUCUCCAUUGGAAUAAGGAGAAGUAUAACCUAUAGAUUUUUUUCUCUGCUUUGCUACUACAUUAAAGCUGAAUUAUUAAUACAUACAGUUUUACAGCAUAUGCUAUUUUCUUAAUUUCUUAUAUUACAUUUUAUAUUUGAGUCCACCAUGACAAAAACUGAAUGUUAUGAAACAAUCCUGAGAUAAAGAAAGUCUACACAAAUAAGGUCUAGCAACUGUGCAUAAGAGUUCAACUUUGACAGUGGACAGCUCACUCUAGCCCCUGCUGUUCCCAGUACAUCCACUCUAGCCCCUGCUGUUCCCAGUACAUCUACCCCAUCAACAGUAAGUCAGAACUUAAAAUUAGAUAGAUGUUAUCUUUAUUUCUAAAGAAUUGCUGUCUAACAAAUGACUGAAAUAUCUUUUCAUAAGACUUACUAGUUGACAAUUAUAUAAAGAACCAUAGCCAUUCCUUUGGUUUCCACAACCAAAUAUUCAGCCAACUAAGGAUCAAAAUACUCGGGAACAAAACUCCACUUGUAUAUACCAAGCAUGUUUAGUGUGUCUCCAUCCCAUACGCCAUACAGUAUAACCACCAUUUAAAAUUUUCUAGGUAUUAUAAAUAAGCUGAGAGGGUUUAAAGUGUACCUGAAGAUCAUUGUGGAAUUAUAUUCAAAUCCUGUUCCACUUUUUAAACGACCUAAGCAUAUUCAGCCAUUUUACCUCUGGGUCCUGAAGCCAGUUCUCCACAGAUACCAAGGAAUAGCUAUAUUCACAAUAUUGCUAGUGAUUGCUAGAGGAAUGCCUUCAGGGCCUCUUUUUCCAGGUGUCCUUUGUGGCUACCUCUGCUGUCUGACUGGAAACACAGCUGGAAUUGCAAUGAUCACAAGUCAAUCUGAUCAAAUGAUCCUGUUCUUAUUUUUAUAAAUCUGAAUGUUAGAAUUCAGUAAAUUUAAAGAGGUACAGUACAUGUAAUGCAUGAAUUAAAUCAGUUUUUUUUAAUAUCGCUUUUGUUUUGUGGAUUAACCCAUCUAAUUGUUUAGAAUGUAGAGAAGAAGUAGAUCCUUAUUUCUUCUUUCAAGACUUAAUUGUAAAAGACUGCCCUUACUAAUGUUUGAGUUGUAUAUUAACUUGCUUAUUUAUGUGUGUAAAUUGGAAAAUGGUUUAUUUUAUUAUAUGAUGUUAAUUUUGUCUAAUAAAAGCAUAAAUG